AUGUCCGAUCCCCACCAGUUCGUCCACGGUGAUUAUACCGUUGGAUGGAUAUGUGCUCUGCCCGAGACUGAGAUGGUGGCAGCCACAGCCAUGCUUGAUAAAGAGCAUCCUAUCCUUCCGGCGGCCGAUGCCAAGGACAAAAAUUCAUAUAUUCUUGGCGAGAUCGGCAACCACAACGUUGUUAUCGCAUGUCUACCCUCAGAAGCAACGGGGAAGGUUUCUGCAGCCUAUGUUGCGAAUGAUAUGCUUCGUAGCUUUCCAGCCGUCAGAUUCGGGUUAAUGGUUGGCAUUGGAGGCGGAGCUCCAUAUUAUGGGACACAACAGGCCCAAGAAGAUGAUUCUGAAGAUGAUUCUGAAGCUGAUCAUGACGAUGACGAGAUAAGAGACAUCAGACUCGGUGAUAUUGUAGUAAGUCAAAAUACAAAGUCAACCGAAGCUGUCGUACAGUAUGACUUUGGGAAGUCGAUUCAGGGACGUGGGUUCGUUCACAUGGGCGGCAAGUUGGAUAAACCGCCCCAGAUCGUGCGAACUGGAGUCUCUGCCCUUAGGGCAAAACAUAGGCUAGGUGGCAACAAGAUCCGUGAGCUUUUGGAGGGCGCGUUGGCCAAUUAUCCAGGCAUAGCUGAAGAAUUCCAAUUUCCAACCACAGCAAAAGACCGUUUGUUCAAAUCAGAUGUCGUGCAUGUAGACAAGAAGAAGUCAUGCAAGGCAUGUUGUGGGCCGGAUAACAUCAAUCUCGUCAAGCGGAACCUUCGCAAAGGAGGCGAUCCUCAUAUUCACUAUGGGACUAUCGGCUCUGCAGACGACAUGAUGAAAGACGCUAUCUUGAGAGACAAAUGGGCGCCCAAAAAUGGGGCGACGGUCGAAAACAUCAGGUCUAAGCUGGAUAGAAUGGAGGAUCGCGAAAUCCUCAACUGGAUCACAACAAUCAAUUUUGCUCCUCAGCAAAGGGACUUUUAUCAGAGACGGCAGUCUGGUACGGGCCAGUGGUUCCUUGACUCCACCGAAUUUCAAGAAUGGCGCAAAGAGAGCGGAAAGACAAUGUUUUGCACUGGGGCCCCGGGCGCUGGCAAGACCAUUCUCACUUCAAUUGCAAUCGACAGCCUCCUUCAAAGUGCUGGGAAUGCAGGAGAUAUAGGCGUCGCUUACAUUUACUGCAAUUUCCGGCGACGAGACGAGCAAUGUGUCGAAAGUCUACUCUCAAGUCUAUUGAGACAACUGGCUGAGAUGCGAUCGUCUCUUCCAACGGAGGUGAGAAUGCUAUAUUCUAAACACAGCACGAAGAGAACAGUACCCUCAAUUGAGGAAAUAUUAGCUACCUUGGCAGCCGUGGUGAUGGACUACUCAAGGGUAUUUAUCUUCAUCGAUGCCCUUGAUGAAGGUCCAAACUCUGAAGGGGGCCUUAAGACGCUGCUAUCAGAGACUUUCAAGUUGCAGGUCAAAUACGGAGCCAACAUUUUCGCAACGUCUCGUGAUAGCACCGAGAUCGAGAAACAUUUUGGCAAGAAGAAGCCGUUUCCAAUAUAUGCGCCCGUCCACGACAUAGCAACAUACCUCGAGCAACGAAUGGAGCUUCAAGAUGUGGACAUCUGGGAUAAAGAUUUGAGAAACGAUGUGAGCGCAAAGAUUAUUGCAGCUAUUGAUGGAAUACGGGAUCUCGCGAAACAAGCGCUAGCAUGGAUAUUCUAUGCUAGGCGACCGAUCUUGACCGCCGAGCUCCAAGAUGCUCUUGCAGUCAAACCAAAUACUAGGAGUUUGGACAGAGAUUAUGUUCCAACGGUGUCUCUCUUGAGCUCUUUGUGCAUCGGGCUCAUCACCAUCGACGAAGAAAGCCGCAUUGUGCGUUUCGUACAUUACACAACACAGGAGUACCUGCAGAUAAAUCAGGAGCUUUGGUUCCCUUACGGGCAGAGUGAUAUUACCGAGACUUGUUUAACCUACCUAUCUUUUGACGCUUUCAAGAGCAAUCGCUUGCUGACCAAGUCUGAACUUGACCAACGACUAUGUUUAAACGCAUUAUAUGAAUAUGCUAUCGUGAACUGGGGGCAUCAUGCUUUUGAAACAUUCCUUCAGGAAGAAAAUUCGGGGGUUAACAUUGCUGGUCUCAGAACCAGGAAGGCCUCGGGUCCAGAUCGAGGAAGCCGCCAAGGAGUGCUGCGAAGCCGGAUAUUAGAAUAUCUGACUAGUGAGACAAUCUGGUCGCCCUCAAGCCAGGCAUUGUCUCCAUUUGGACUGUCCGUUGAGUAUACAACAGCAAAGUACGGCGAAUUGUGGCAGAUGCCUCAUAAGAUGACGAGUGUACAUCUUGCAGCUUGGUUCGGCUUAAGUGAGAUAGCGGACAUCUUGAUUGAUCAUAGAUACCCCUUCAACUCCAGAGAUGCAUGGGGGAAUACACCACUUUCAUUGGCGGCACAAAAGGGACAUAGAAGAAUUGUCGAAGACCUCUUAAAAGCUGGGGCCAUAGUCGAUGCAGAGGAUUUUCAUGGUCACACACCACUUGCAUUUGCAGCACAAAAUGGGCACCUCGCAGUGGUAGAUAUCCUUCUCAGAGCGGGCGCCUCGAUCGAUUACAGGAGCUCAUCGUCCAUGUCCCCAUUUGGCCAGGCAGCAGAAAAUGGACAUGAAAAAGUUGCCCGAUAUUUAAUUGAAAGCGGGGCUGAAAUCAAUUUUGAGAACAAUCAAGCUGACAGAGGACUACUAUUAAUGGCUUCCACGAAGGGACAUGCGGCAGUUGUAGAGUUGCUUCUCGAUCUCGGUGCGCCAAUCGACUGGAUAGAUCAUUCUAUUUUGGACCAAACGCCUCUCUCUGUGGCGGCAUGGGAAGGACACGAGACAGUUGUGAAUAUUCUCCUCGACAAAGGCGCAGCUGUUGAGGCAAGGGACUCGGAAGGCCAUACACCACUGUUUCAAGCAGCCAAACGUGGGUGGGAGUCCUUGAUCAAGCUCCUUAUCAAUCGUGGCGCGGCAGUCAACUUGCAAGACAAUGAUGGAAGGCCAGCCCUUUCAUGGGCAGCCGAAAAUGGGCACUUGGCUUCUGUGAAGGCCCUUCUUGACAUGGGUGCAGCAACCUAUUUGAAAGAUCAUGAAGGUCAAACGCCAUUAGACUUUGCCCGGGGGAGCGGACAAAAUGCAGUGGUUCAACUUUUGUUGGAAAAGAGUACAUCCUAA
Penicillium cataractarum is the source of this 3168-nucleotide messenger RNA. RefSeq lists its product as uncharacterized. The transcript has 3 exons. Gene Ontology annotation, biological process: nucleoside metabolic process. Lineage: Eukaryota; Fungi; Ascomycota; Eurotiomycetes; Eurotiales; Aspergillaceae. The coding region runs from base 1 to 3168 and encodes 1055 amino acids. Gene Ontology annotation, molecular function: protein binding; catalytic activity. The record is from RefSeq and is a predicted model, not a curated record.